CUCCCCUUGUUUGGGGUUGGAAAUGACAGUCUGUGAGAAGGACGAGGAGGAGGGAGAAGUUAGCGCUGCAUUGUCCGAUAAACGAGCAACGACUGAGUCUUUUAGAGUUAAACUGUGGAUAAGAAAAAUUCAACCCGAACUACGGCUGGUUGGAUAAAAACUAAGUCUUCAUAACGAGUUCACACUUGGAUCUAGCUGCCAAAGAAGUACGUGGACGGCUCGGAAACAGAGUGAAGGUAUCAUGGCCACCCUGUUUACUGAGCUGCCCUCCUAGACUUGCCUGAUAUUUAAAUAUUCUUACCUGAACAUCCCUGUAAGCCACAAAAACACACCCAUUUUUGACUUUUGGUGUGUAUGAGGGAUGACAACCUCCCAUCUGAACGGCCAUGUUGCUGGAGAGGGAGGAGGAGGAGGAGAAGAUGAAGAACUGAAGGGAGGACAGCAGCACCGGGAAAUGGCCGUCGACUGUCCGGGAGAGCUGGGGAGCCGAACGCUACCGCUCAGACGAUCUGCACAGCUGGAGAGGAUACGACAGCAACAGGAGGAUCUUCGUCGUCGUAGAGAGGAGGAGGGUCGGCAGCUGGACCUAAAUACCUCGCUCAGACUCAGGAAGCUCUCCCAGCAUCCCCACAUCGGCAUUGACAACCCCACAUUCCUGCAAGACUCAGACACAUCGCAGCCAGCACUCAGCAUCCAGCACACACACGCACUGAUAGAGUUGGAGGAGCUGCUGCUGUCACUGAAGCAGGUCCGAGGCUGCCUGUCCGACCAGCAGAGUCAGAUUGACAUAGAGCAUGUUCUUGCACUACUAAACAAGUCUGACUUCCAGUCAGCGCUGAAGAUCCAUAAUGCAGUGGCCACCAGCAUGCACCGACCCUCUCCUCCAUACCCACACACACACCAGUCCCUUCAGCUGGCCAUGGAGGCCAGGAACCUCAUCCAGUCAAGUCAGAACAAAGAUGGUCUUGAACUCCACAGCCUGCUCUCAGACACACACAUCCAGUCAUUGCUCCUGGCCCAUGACACAAUAGCAGAGACAGAAAUGCAGCCUGAGCCGCUGCCCGCCCAAGGAGAAACAAUGACCCAGUGGGGAGGAGAGACUGUCAAGAUAGUUCGCAUCGAGAAAGCCCAAGACAUACCACUGGGGGCAACUGUUCGUAAUGAAAUGGACAGUGUCGUGAUCAGUCGUAUUGUUCGAGGUGGAGCAGCUGAACAGAGUGGACUUCUAUCAGAAGGAGAUGAAAUACUGGAGAUAAAUGGCAUAGAGAUCAGAGGGAAAGAUGUCAACCAGGUCUUUGAUAUUCUUACGGACAUGCAUGGCCUCCUGACCUUUGUGCUUAUUCCCAGCACUCAGAGCAAACCUCCUCCUGUCAAAGAGUCUGUGACACAUGUGAAGGCACAUUUUGACUACGACCCAUCAGAUGACCCCUACGUGCCGUGCAGAGAGCUGGGCUUGUCUUUCCAGAAAGGAGAUAUUCUCCACAUUAUCAGCCAGUCAGACCCCAACUGGUGGCAGGCUUACAGGGACGGCGAUGAGGAUAACCAGCCAUUAGCUGGACUAGUUCCAGGGAAGAGUUUCCAGCAGCAAAGAGAAGCCAUGAAACAGACCAUAGAAGAAGACAAGGAGCCGGAGAAGUCUGGGAAGCUAUGGUGUGCAAAGAAGAACAAGAGGAAGAGGAAGAAGCUGCUGUUCAACACUCACAGGAAUGAUGACAUUGAGAAUGAGGAGAUUCUCACCUAUGAGGAGAUGGCUCUGUACCACCAGCCGGCCAAUAGGAAGCGGCCGAUUGCACUGAUUGGUCCAACCAGCUGCGGGCAAGCAGAGCUUAGACAGAGACUGCUCAACAGUCAACCAGAACGUUUUGCUGGAGCUACACCCCACACCACACGGAGCCGGCGAGAUGGAGAGCUGGGUGGUCGAGAUUAUCACUUUGUGUCUCGUCAGACCUUUGAGGCAGAACUUGCAGCAGGAAAGCUCAUCGAGUCUGGUGAGUUUGAGAAGAACCUGUACGGGACAAGUACAGACUCAGUGCGACAGGUCAUCAAUACUGGAAAGAUCUGUGUGCUCUGUCUGCACACACAGGCUCUAAAGGUGCUGAGGAGUUCAGACUUAAAGCCUUACAUCAUCUUCAUAGCUCCGCCCUCCCAGGAAAGACUUCGAGCCCUAUUGGCUAAAGACAACAAGAACCCCAAGCCCGAGGAGCUGCGGGACAUCAUUGAGAAAGCCCGGGAGAUGGAGCAGAGCUGCGGUCACCUGUUUGACGCCGUCAUCGUCAACACAGACCAGGACAAAGCCUACAACGAGCUUCUACGACUCGUCAACAAACUGGACACUGAACCCCAGUGGGUGCCUUGCUCCUGGCUGCGCUGAACACGCUUACAUAUUCACACACCAUCAUAGAGUGACAAUGAAGUACACAUUUAUAGGUUCAACAAACUGGAAGUGAUGACGGAGUAUCAUGCCCACUGUUAGGACAAAACAAAUCUGAGAUUUUGAGAGUUGCAAUGUUAUGAUAUAAAGUUGUAAUUUUACAAUAACAUUUCAUAAUAUUAUGAAAUUAAUUCAUUGAACUGUAUUAAAACAAUCUAUAAUAUUAUGAGAUAAAUAAUUAUACAAGAAAAAGUCUGACUUUUUUGAGAAUAAUUUGUAAAAGAUGAGUCAUAAUAUUAACAAAUAAAGUUGUAAUUUUCUGCAAAUUUUGUGAUUUUCAAAAAGUCUUAAAAUUGAAAGAACAAAGUCAUACUAUUACAGGGAAAAGGUUGUUAUUUCUUAAGAACAAAAUGAUGUACGUUAUGAUAAAAUUGCUAUGACUUAAUAUCCUUCCAGAUAUUAUACGAAUGUACUUAUUAGUGAAACCUAUAGCUUCAGCUUAUCUAUAUUCCCUCAUCGGCCACAUAAAAGCUCACUGUUUACUUUGGCUGUUAAUUAAAAUAAAGAUCUCGUCAUUUGUAAUCUUUCUUGUAAAUCCAUGACUUAAAUAUAUUGUUCCAUUCUUAACAUGGGACAUUUUCUUCUCAAAAUGACCUUUUAUUCCACAAUACUUCUCAAAAUAUAAUUUUUCUAGUAAAAUUAGGCCUAUAUCUCAAAAAAGUACAACUUUAUCCUAAAAUAUUAGAACUUUUUUAUACUAGUAUAUAAACUCCUUAUUCUUGUCAUUUUAUGACCUUAUAAAAUUCUGCUUUCUUGUAAUACAUUUUCUUUUUUUCUUUUUUGUAUCGAAAUCUCAGAUUUGAGGUUUUCUUAACAUUGACCCUUAUACUCCGUUGUUCUGCAGAGAGUAGAUACUCGGCACACAAUCAGCAUCUUCUAGAAUGUAUUGACCUGUUGGCACUGAUAAUGAUACAUACAUGCAAUUUAAACUUUGUGUGUAUUUACUGUCCUCAACAAGUGAUCUUGGUUGGUGCCUAACUGCUCCAUAAUGUUUAUUUUCAGCAGUGACUUUUAUACGACACUGAUCUUUCUUAUCACAAUUCUUAGUGAGACCAAAAUAUGGACCUGGAAAAUACUUUUGUUUUUCUGUUUUAUUUUAAACGAUAAAUGUGGGGCUUCCUCUAUAUAUUGCAUAUUUUGCUUUUAUCUUGGAAUCAUUUCAACAAUAAUAAUUACAAAUAUUUAAAUUAUAAAUCUAUGUAAAAAUAUUUUUUUUGAUUCAAGCAUCUUAGUUUUGUAUUAAAUUACUCAGCCAUGGUGUUUUUCCCGAGCAAAAGACAUGUAGAAAUAAGGCCCAUGGUAAGGAGUAAAUGUGAAAAUCACACAGACAUUAAGUACUAAUUUAAAUCUACACUGAGCCACAGCAUUUGUUGCUAUGAAGAACACUCACUCACAGUUCCGUCUGUACACACAGUGCAUUAGAUGCUGACUUCCCUUCUGUACUGGGAAGUCUGACCAUUUAUGGCCUUAAGCGGCAGGCUACUUAAUCCUGACUGACUGACUGAUCAGCUGGUCUUUUGACUGGCUCUACUGUUAAAAUGCACACUAUUGCAAUGAACACUAAAAUAAAGGACACAGCACUUGAUAUUUUCUGUCUGACUUUUAUUUUCUGCCUCUUUUUCCUGACUGACCUAUGACAGACUAUCUUGUUAGCUGACUCCUGUGUGGUCACAUUUAAGUAGAAAUGACCUCUGAGCCUGAUCCCAGAGGGGUGAGUGGGUAAAGAAAACGUGGAAGUUGUAGUUUUAAGUUGUGUUCCUGCUCGACACAUGAUGCUGAAUUUAUUAUAUAUUUUGUGUGUAUGGCUGUGUGUGUGUGUGUGUGUGUGGCUGUCUUUGAAGACUGUUAAGUAUUAUUAUGACCUGAAGUAGAGCUGACAAAAUAUCACUGUUAUCACUGGGUAGAGCAUUUAUAUAUUUGUAAUGUUGAAAAUAGAUUUAUGAAGUCCAGAAUGCACCAAUAGGUUUGCAGGUUCCACCUUUUGCCUCAACUGCCAUUAGUCCAGGAGGAAGAAGGGGCGGAGCUAAGUGGACUUAACGGUAUUGAAUGUAAAGUUAAUUGUUACCACUUCUUGUUUAUCAGAAAUCACUUCUUCCUGAGUAAAUCUACUUUUUGUAUAAAUAUUCACAACAAAUAAAUAAAUAGAUGAUUGAUAGAAAA
Molecule: messenger RNA, 4591 nt
Organism: Cottoperca gobio
Lineage: Eukaryota; Metazoa; Chordata; Actinopteri; Perciformes; Bovichtidae
Gene: pals1a
Product: protein associated with LIN7 1, MAGUK p55 family member a
Exons: 17
Coding region: 362-2371 (669 amino acids)
Molecular function (GO): protein binding
Source: RefSeq, a predicted model, not a curated record